This is a messenger RNA of Plutella xylostella (diamondback moth), 2135 nucleotides long. It is a transcript of the gene egr, whose product is annotated as TNF superfamily member 12 eiger. The record is from RefSeq and is a predicted model, not a curated record. Lineage: Eukaryota; Metazoa; Arthropoda; Insecta; Lepidoptera; Plutellidae. Gene Ontology annotation, cellular component: membrane. Gene Ontology annotation, molecular function: tumor necrosis factor receptor binding; receptor ligand activity. Gene Ontology annotation, biological process: immune response.
GGCGCGCGGGAGCUGCGCGCGCGCACCCUCGCCAGUCGCCAGUCGCUCCCGGGAUGCCGGCCUAGUCGCGAGUGCAGGCGGACGCAGCCAACAUGUACACACAAGCCAACGUGCUGAGCGAGGACAAGGACUCGUCCAAGAACUUAGUGAGCGGGGAGUUCGAGCGGGGCUACCGCGGAGGCGCGCGCGCGCGGCGCGGGUGUGGCGUGGCGGGCGUGUGGUGUGGCGUGGCGGCGUGCGCGGCGUGGCUGCUGGUGCUGACCGUGCUGCGCGAGCUGCAGCUGGCGCGGCUGCGACGCGACGUGGCCGACCUGUCCGCCUCGCUGCUGGCCGUGGACGCCACCGUGCACACGCUGCAGCAGAAGAUCUCCAACAACAGGCUCUUCGACGAGUUCAAGACCCUCGAGGACACGAUAUACGCGGAUGAAGACAUCGGCAGUAUCCCGGUGGAAGACCACCCGUCAGGGCAGGACCGGCAGAGCUUCGACCCUCAGGGCAAGCUGGACGGCCUGACCGUGCUUGAGGACGAUGAUGAUGAUGAUGAUGAUGGAGACGAUCUGGAUGAUGAGGACUACGGCGAUGAAGAGAGCGGCGACUACUAUCCGGAUUAUGAUAAGCAUAAGAUGAACAGCAACAUGCUGAAGUCGGAGGACCUGUCGGGCUCGGUGGUGACGCUGGGCGGGCGGCUCGACAACUCGGAGAAGAUACGGGAGAUCAAGCGGAUGCUCAAUGAGAACCCAGAGAUGCCUGACAUAGCACUAGCAGCGCUGACCCCGCCGGCACUUGCAGCGGGCGCAGCUCAGAACAACUUAGCAGAGAACAACUUAGCACAGAACAACGCAGGGCAGAACGACGCAGAACAGACCGACGCAACGCAGAGGCGCAGGCGCAGCGUGUUCCCUGACUCCCCGCUGGACGCGGUAGACGAGUUCGCAGCCCCGAGGAUGAUCAAGAAUGACCAACGACGAGUGCCCAAGAAGUUCUCGCUACCCGCCACGGAGGCGCCACUGCCGCUCGCCGUCACGCACGCCUCGAGGAUCGCGAGGAACAGUGAGGACGAGGCGGGGCAGCGCAGGCCCUUCAUCGCAGCGCACUUCCACGGCAACACCUCGCAUCUCAACACGCAGACGCAUGAGCAUUAUAAAGGCAACGGCCUAGUCCGCCUCGCUCACGGCGCCCACCACGAUGUGUGGUACCCGUCAGCCUGGACGCUGGCGUCGCCGCGGCGCCCCACGCUCACGCAGGGCGGCCACGUGCACGUGCACCACACCGGCGUCUACCUCGUCUAUGUCCAGAUAUACUACCUAGACUCGCACGACGUGAUAUCGUGGGUGCUGCACCGCACCAACCCGUCUACCGAAGGGCGUGACACGCUGCUCCAGUGCGCACAGACCUCGCACUCUUCAGAGCCAGUGGACCGGCCCAACUCCUGCUACUCCGCCGCCGCCCUGUUCCUCCGCCAGGGAGACCGCCUGGCCGUCAGGAACACGGGCGGCAGCAGACACUCCCUGAUGCAGCCAGAGAAGAGCUUCAUAGGCCUCGUGCAACUGGCCGACACGAUCGAACCCGACCAGGAAUUAUAAUUCAACGACCGCCAUUUUGUCUCGUCGCCAUUUUGUGUUUAGAGAUUCAUGCUUUAAUUUUUUGCAAUUCUCCUUUUUGUAUUUUGUUAUUUAGGUAUACUUACUUAUUGUUUAUACGUAAUAAUUUUAUUAGCUUGAUCAGAUAGGUUCUUUACUGUCUAGUAAAUGUUAGUCCAGGUAGAUUAGAUUGCGUAGUUUUUAAACUAAUGCCCAGUUUUUGAAUUGAGAAUUAGAAUAAUUACAGCAUGGCGCAGUUACUACAAUGCUAGAUUCUUUAUUCAGACACCGGCCCUAAGUCACACAGUGCCAUUGUUGAUUUGUCUAGAAUAACACUCAUAGUUAACAUAACUUUAGAUCUGUUUCGCCCAGAUUAAUUAACUAGAAAGAUCUGUUAUGCCAUUGAUAUGAUAAGAACUAAUAUACUUAGGUUUAAUAUUGUAAUUUAUUACAUAAUGUUAGAGUAAGUCUAGGAAGAUAAUAUGAAGAUAAAGAGCGUACGGAGCGGACAAAAUAUAAUACUGUUUAAAGUGAGAAAUAAAAUUGUUUUAUGAA